GGUUUUUGACAUGGUAUCAGAGCCAAAGGUCUUGGGUUCAACUCCCAGUGCCAGCGCUGCAGAGGCGCUCGUGUCUUCCACCUAUCCCAGCGGGGGGGGGGUGUUGAGUGACCCGCUGGGGUUGCCCUUGAGAUCCUCGGGGAAGGGCCACAGGUCGACAGAUAUCGCGAAGCUGUGCGAAGCCGUUCCUCCGGAUUUAGCGGACCUGAUUCGAAAAUACCCCGAGAUCUUCCCGGACGAUCUACCCGCCGGACUUCCGCCAAGCCGACCUGAAGACCACCGCAUCGAGCUGGAACCAGGCGCACAACCGACAGUUCAGCGACAAUUGCGGCUCAGCCAACCGGAACUCGAAGAAUUGCAGCAACAGCUGGAUUACCUGCUGACGAAGGGUUUUAUCCGGCCCAGCACGUCCUCAUACGCCGCCCCGAUCCUGUUCACACCGAAAAAAGAUGGAGGAUUCCGCAUGUGCAUCGACUACCGCGCGCUCAACCGCAUCACCAUCAAGUCCCGUUACCCGAUCCCGCGAGCCGACGAUUUACUCGACCAACUUCGCGGAGCCAAGGUCUUCUCGAAAAUCGAUAUGCGAGGGGGUUACCAUCAAAUUCGCGUCGCCGCCGAAGAUUGCCACAAAACCGCAUUCCGAACCCGCUACGGCAGUUACGAAUACCUGGUGAUGCCAUUCGGCCUCACGAACGCGCCUUCAACUUUUCAGAUGACCAUGAACGGCGUUUCCCGGGAACUCCUGGAUAAAUGCGUGAUUAUCUACCUCGACGACAUCCUAAUCUACAGCCGCAGCAGGGAGCAGCACUUAAAGGAUCUUGAUGCAGUCUUCACGCUACUGCACAAGAAUCGCCUCAUCACGAAAGGAUCUAAGUGCGACUUUCUUAAGCAGGAGUUGGAGUUUUUGGGCCACGUCAGGCAGCAAGCUGCAAUUGACCAACUCAAAAUCGCCCUCAUGACGCCGCCCGUUCUUCGCAUCUCCGAUCCUAACCGUCCAUACGAAGUCGUCACCGACGCAAGCGACAUCGCCAUCGGCGCAGUUCUUCUACAGGAUUUUGGCGACGGGUUACAACCAAUCGCAUACGAAUCACGGAAGCUGCAGGGCGCGGAAAAAAACUAUACUGUCCACGACAAGGAAAUGCUGGCGAUCGUCCACGCGUUCAAAACCUGGCGGUGCUACUUGACAGGCGCUGACGUCACGGUGCGGACUGACCACAAAUCAUUACAAUACCUGCGCGCCCAACCGAACCUCAACCCCCGACAGAUCCGAUGGCUCGAUUUCCUCGAGUCAAAUUUCCAUUACACCAUCACCUACAAACGGGGUGCCAAUAAUAUUGCCGAUGCCUUUACUCGCCCUACUGCCCAUACCGCUGCUAUACUAGUCGCCCAGACCAGCCCAUUACUUACCGGAUUAUUAAACCACGGCUACAAGACCGAUCCCUUCUUCCGCUCUGCUAUCCAUCAAUAGCAUACCACCGCCAGUGGACCG
This is a messenger RNA of Closterium sp. NIES-67, 1489 nucleotides long. The record is from the annotation of a GenBank genome assembly. Lineage: Eukaryota; Viridiplantae; Streptophyta; Zygnematophyceae; Desmidiales; Closteriaceae.